This is a messenger RNA of Cinara cedri, 4652 nucleotides long. Lineage: Eukaryota; Metazoa; Arthropoda; Insecta; Hemiptera; Aphididae. The record is from the annotation of a GenBank genome assembly.
AUGUUAGAAAAUCAAUUAGACAAGUAAGUUUAUAUUAAAGUUUACAAAUAAAUAUCUAAAUAUAUAUUACUAUACUCAUUAAUGGUAACAUAUUUUAAAUAGAAAGAUAAUAUAUAGAAGUAACAUCUUUGUUAUACCCAUAUUUGUAUAUUUUUAUAAUUAAAUAAUAAUUUAUUAUCUAUGUUUUAAUUAUUAAAACUAGGCGUUUAAUUAUAAUAUUAAAUAAAAUACAACGUUAAAAAAUGUACUUAUUAUCAUAUUUAAUCUAUAUUAUUUCAUAUUUCAAUAUUUCAUUUUUAUAAAUAAUAUAAACAUUUUUAUAUUUUUUUUUUUUUUUAAAUCUAUUUUAAUUCAGUUUUGUUGUUACUAGUAUUAAUUUUUGUUUACAAUUAUGUGUUUCUUUACUCCUAUAACUUGUAAGUGAUUCAAUAAGUACCUAUGUAAUAUAUUUGAUUGGUUUUCAAAUAAAUAAAUAAUUAACUUAAAGGAAUUUCACUUUAAUAUAAAUGUUAAUAAUCAAUAUAAUAUAUUAAUCUGACUUUUUUAAAAAAAAAUUAACAAAAAAAAAACACUGUUGAAUUAGUUUUACAUUUAUAUUAUAAUUAUAAUUUUAUACCAUAGACAAUGAUUGGAACUGGGAUGUGCAUUAUCUAUAUGGAUUGUGUGGGUGCUAGAGUGUUUUAAACUUAAUAUAUAGAUUAUUUCUUCAAAUAAAAAAAAAUUAUAAAAAAAUAAUAAUUUAUUUUAUUCCUUAUUUAGCUUUUUUUCUACCUUGAAUUUGAUUUAUAAAAAAACAUAUCUUUUAUAUCAUUUAAACUGUUUAAUUAACCAAUCAGCCAUAAAAAUGUUAUAUUGAAUAUUUAGAAAACUUAUUACUAUAUUAAUAAUUCAUGUUUUUUUUUUUUUUUUUUAUGUAUAUUGUGUAUAGAUCUGUCCUAGAUUUGUCUCAGCACCAAAAAUCUGAAACUAAGACUUGUUUUGGACAGUUGCCACUCGAAAUUAUAGGAAAAAUUUUCAAAUAUUUGGAUGAAAAAGACCUAAAUUCAAUUGCACAUGUUAGCAAAAUUUGGCGGACUAUAUAUUUAAACCAAGAUACAAUUUGGAAGCAAAUUUGUAUUAAUUUAAACAUCCUCAAAUUUGAUUAUGACAAAUUAGUUACUCGAUACUUUGGAAAUAAGGGUGAGAUUACCCAUAAGAAUGAUUUUGAUAUAUCAGCAGAUAUAUUUGGUAUUAUGUGUAAAUGGUGGACUCUAUAUAGAUGUUAUCAAAUGGUAAUAAGAAAUAUUUUAUCUAACAAAUUUAUUAGAGUCUAUUUUACUAAUAAACAAACUCAACAGACUUUUUGUACUGAUUCUUACAUCAUCAGUAUAAAUCGUACCAAAGAGUUAUCGAUUCACGCUUGGGUUUUACAAAAUUCUACAUUACCCUUGAAAUUAAAAGAAUUCAAUUUAUAUAAAAAAUUAAUUCAAAAUGAAAAUUAUAAUGUGAAAGUUGUUGGAAACAAUACAUUUUUAAUAUUUGAAAUUCAUUCAGUUAUAUUUGUAUACAAAAUCAAAAAUGGCUCAUUUUUACUUAAGUAUGCUAAAGUCAUUCAGAAACCUAAGUAUAAUGAUAAAGAUAGUAAAUUUGAGAUGGAACCUUCUGAAGACUUCUUACAAGAGAAUCAAAAUACUAAAAUUGACCUAUGUCAGACUAAAUUACUAUUAGCUCAACCUAGUACAAAUAAAAUAUUUAUAAUUGAUUUGACUAGUGGAAAAAUAUGUAAUGUGAUAAAAUAUUUUCUGGAAAAAUGCAUUGUAGAUGUCAUAAAGUUUACUGUAAAUAGAGUGAUGAUUGGAAUCUCAGUUAAGGUAAAUUACUAUUUUUUAUUGUAAUAUUCUAAGAAGUCACUAAUAAGAAUAUCAGGUUUAAAGACAAAAACAUGUGCUUCUUUUAUUUCACAUUCUUAAUAAAAAUAAUAAUGUAUAUGUAUAAUUAAAAGCUAAGUUAUUGUGCCUGAGAAAAAUAACACAGAGUUGCCAACAUCAUAAGCAUAACUGAGAAUCCUUAAUCAUAAAUUAAAAAUAUAAUUUUUAUAAUAAAACAUAUUACAUAUUCAAUUUAAAUGAUACAUAAAAAUAUCAAACAAAAUAAACAUAUUUAAACAAACAUUUACCUCCUAACUAUUUUUCAAAAUUACAAUCUGUAACUUAUUAUAAAUAUAAAUGUUUGGAUAGUUUUUUUUUUUUUUGUUACUAAUAGGUCUAAUGGUUUUUGUUGUUCUAUCUCCAGUAAACUUAAUUUAUCUUUAAAAUUUUUUUCCAUUCAUCAUUAAUUUCCUCACUUUCCUUAGUGCUCUUUUUCAUAGCUAUUAUACUUAUUAAAUUCCUCCAAUUUUAAUAUUUGAUUUAUAUAUCAUCUCCAGACCAACACUUUAUCCUUACAUCUGACAAUAUAAUUUCUAUGUCCUAACUUCUUUUACUGCUUUUUCCCAAAUUUUCUUUAAGAGAUUUGAAAAAUGUCUAACUCUGUCUUAAAAAUUACCCUAUAAAAAUCAUUUAUAGUGAAAGGGAUUGCAUUUCUCAAAUAUUUUAAAACCAAAGACAUAAUUAUAAGAUUAAUUAAAAUAAGAUGAAAUGAGACUAUAUUUUGAAAAGAUUACUCUUCCUUUAACAAGGUUAAAUUGUCCAAUAAUUAAAAUAUCACUUAAUAUUUUAUUUAAACAAUAAAUUCUGUAUCAAGAGAUCUAAAAACUGCAAAUAUAUCAAUUGAUUCUACCCAAUACUUGACCAAAACUUAGAUUUGACUAAUUUUAACUAAAAUCAUGAAAUUUGUAUUUUUUGUAAAAUUAGAUUUAAAAAAUACAAUAAUAGGUUAGUAAAAAUAUAAAAUAAUACAGUUAAUAAUUAUUAUAAUCUAAAUUUCACAAAAUAUUUAUAAUUAUUUAAUAGCACAAGAUAUUUGUAAAUCAGAAAAACUGUUUUCAUAACUUUCUAUUUCUUAGCCAAAUUCAGGUCACCAAAAAGAUCUGGUAACUGCUUUCAUUUUUGUGAUAUAUGCAUGUAUACUAUCUCUUUUUUAAUCAGUGUUCGAAAUUGAAAAUUAAAUAAACCAGAAAAUUUAAAAAACUUAUCUCAUAUGACAUAUAUAACUCAUACGCCAUAUUUUGCUUGUAAACCAGUUUUAGUGAUACACAAAAUUAUCAAAUACAGAAAGUUCAAAUUUCUCAAAAUUGAGUUUUAUAAAUAAGUAUCUACAAUAUUGGGUCUUCAGACACUAGCUGUUUUGAUAGGUAGUUUAAUACUAGUUAGAUUCUAAUGAAUUUUUAAUACUUACUAUACUGGUUGGGUUCCAGCUUUCUGUACAAAACAUUUCCUUUCUUAUUUUUAUAGAUUUAAGAUCUAUAUUAUCAGUGAUUUAAACGUUAAAAUAAUGAAUGCUCAGUGGACAAGUUUUUAUUUUUUUACUCAUGGGUAAAUAUUACAUAAAGUACCGAUUUUGCUAGGCACAGUACAGCUGCCAGUAGUCAAUAAUUAUCUUAGUCAUUAUCCAGAUUGCAAGAAAAUAAAUUUGAAAAAAACAAUUUAAACUAACAAAUAAGAUUGUUCAUUAUUUAAACACACUUAAAUAACUAAUAAUAAUGUAAUUGAUAUACAAUUUGUACAAAAGUAUAAAGUGUGUAAAAUUGUAUUAAACUAAUGUUUUAAUUUAUAAUAAAAUAAUAAAGUAAAAACAAAAUUAUUAAAAUGGUUAAUAUUCGUAAAUAAAUAUAUGAUUAAAAAAUGUUUAUAUAAAAAAAUAAAAAUAAGGACCACUCUAAUAAUAUUAUACAUAAUAUUGUAUAUCUAUUCUAAACUUAAUAUUCUUUAUUCUGAAUUUAAAUUGUCUAUAAUAAACCUGUUUGAAUAGACUUUCACUACUCCUACAAGUUAAAGUGAAAUAUAUCAUCUACCAAUUGAUAGAAAUCAAGGCAAUGCAACAUUUAAAAGUGGCUUGUUUUUUAAAUUUUUCAAAAAAUUAAUUCCGAAAAAAGUUAAUAGUUUCUAGAAUAAAGAAUGUUUUGCAUUAUGUUAAUCUCUCUAUAAAUAACAAACAAUUAUUUUAAUAUAUAUUUUAUUUUUCAGGACAAAAUUUAUGAUAGAAUUAUAUUACACUAUGCAAUUAUAUUCUUUUUGGAAGAUGAUGUAGUAGUUAAAAAAGUCAAAAUACUCCUGUAUGGUACUAUUACCAAAUUCAAAGUGUCUACAAAAUAUAUUGGAGUAGAAAAUAAAGCUCAACCAACACCAUUUAUCAUAAAGAAAAACAAAUUUGUAGUAUUAUUUUGGAUUGAUUGUGAUACAUUUACUAUAGAUUCUGGAAGUAAAUUUAUCUUCUAUAAUGUAAAUCAAAGCAUAUAUAGAUAUAAUCUUUUAAAGUGCCUUAAUAAUAAAUUUGAAAUAGUGAAUAGAGUAGCAAAAGAUGCAAUAUCAAAUCAGUUUCCUUUGACAUCAAUUAAUGAUAGAUUUAUACUGGUUCAAUCAAAAGUUCCGCAUUCCUUUGAGAUAUUUGAUACUAAAUUAUGUGUUACCGUGAGGUCUAUACAACUACUACCAGGAUAUAAAUUAGCACAUGUGGGCAAAUUAUCCAUUUCAUUCAUCAAUGAACAAAAAGUAUUACUAAUUCGAUUUUGUUAA